AUUCAAUCAUGAUGAUCAUCAAAAAAAUGAUAAACAUACUAAUAAGGAUACAACUAUUGUCGAUAUGUCACAUCUACAACUUAAUAAUUCAUCACCACGAUCAUCCAUUUCUAUUACAGCCAUUAGUCCACCAGCACCAUCACAUCCUAAACUUGAAGUAAAGUCAAAACCAAUACCACCCAUCACAUUACCAUUGAGGACCAAACAAAAAGAAGAAGAUGCUGUCGUCAUCACAGUCCCCACCAUUUCCAUUUGGACAGCUGCAGAACAGGGAGAUAUCGCCACUUUGACCUACUAUAUUCGCCAGAGUCCCGACCCAGUUGCCAUGUUAAAUAAAAGAGAUCCAAAAACCGAAUGUACCUUGCUUCAUCUUGCUGUCAGUCAUGCACCCGAACCCUAUGCUGUACUCGAUUUGUUGUUAACCCACGGAGCCGAUCCUUGUGCACGCAAUGUCUACAAUGUACAAGCACUUCAUACGAUCCCUUUACAUUGUCAAGCACCACGUGAUUGUCUUGCCUUGUUACUUGCCCAUGGAGCUCAUGUCAAUGGUCGAGAUGGUGAUGGUUGGACCCCAUUACAUUACGCCACCCGGUUUUGUCAAUCAUCUUUAUUGCCUGUCCUAGAAUUGUUGAUCCAACAUGGUGCAGAUGUGAGCCUAGUCGAUUCAUCACGUAAAACCCCUCUAUUCGGUUUAUUGGCUAAUGGAGAUCAUGUCGAAGCCCUUGCCUACUUGAUUCAAAUCGCCCACAGUCCAUUGCAUCUUCGAGGAGAUUUCUUGGAUCCUAUCACUCGUCGUACCCAUCCUGGUUCCAUCAUCUUGCAAGCUGCCAAAUAUCUACGACUGGAUUGCCUGGAUUGGUUAUUACAUUCUUCAACCGCUAUGGACCAACUGAAUCCUAUCUUGACCCGUACCGAAUUGAACUAUGCCCUUCGACUUGUACAACAACAACAACAGAAAAAACCCCAUGUUUGCCAGAAAAUAAUCACUUUAUUGGAAACAUUAUUCACCACCAUUAGAGAUGAUACAGAAAUAGGAACCACACAUAAGCGAUUAUCCAUAUUAUCCAUCAGAAGAAGAGAACCACAACACAAUAAUGACAAUGAUGACUAUAGUCAGUUCAGUGACGAUAACAUAGAUAAAAAACCCAAAUUUCUUGAACGUAUGAUAUCACUAUUAACAAAAUAAAUGUUGGGUUUUUUUUUUGUUACCUGGUGGAUGAUUGACUUGUAUAAUAGAUGGAUGAUAUUAUAAAAAUAAUAAUAUCAAUGAUGAUUGAUUGUAGUGAGCACCAGUUUUGAUGAUGAUCAGUAAAUAAUAUAAAUAUAAGUUGGAUGAUUGCUUGAUAAUAAAAUAAUAAAUAUAAAACUUAAGAUGAUUGAUUUCUUAAGAGUGGCC
This is a messenger RNA of Halteromyces radiatus, 1396 nucleotides long. Its product is annotated as ankyrin repeat-containing domain protein. Gene Ontology annotation, molecular function: protein binding. The transcript is spliced from 2 exons. The record is from RefSeq and is a predicted model, not a curated record. Lineage: Eukaryota; Fungi; Mucoromycota; Mucoromycetes; Mucorales; Cunninghamellaceae. Bases 65 to 1186 code for a protein of 373 amino acids.